This is a messenger RNA of Aspergillus puulaauensis, 2229 nucleotides long. It is a transcript of the gene STT3, whose product is annotated as dolichyl-diphosphooligosaccharide--protein glycosyltransferase subunit STT3. Lineage: Eukaryota; Fungi; Ascomycota; Eurotiomycetes; Eurotiales; Aspergillaceae. The transcript is spliced from 6 exons. Gene Ontology annotation, cellular component: membrane. Gene Ontology annotation, molecular function: dolichyl-diphosphooligosaccharide-protein glycotransferase activity. The record is from RefSeq and is a predicted model, not a curated record. Gene Ontology annotation, biological process: post-translational protein modification. Bases 1 to 2229 code for a protein of 742 amino acids.
AUGGCCGAUUCUCCCGUGGAUGUCCUUCUUAAGGGCAGCUCCGGCAGAAGUGCACGCGGCCUGCUGCGUAUUAUCAUUCUGGUAACUAUUGCUGCCGCAGCCGUGUCCAGUCGACUUUUCAGUGUCAUCCGUUUUGAGAGUAUCAUCCACGAAUUCGAUCCGUGGUUCAACUUCCGAGCGACGAAAUAUCUCGUUGAGAAUGGCUUUUACGAUUUUUGGGAUUGGUUUGAUGACCGUACAUGGCAUCCUCUUGGGCGGGUCACCGGAGGUACACUGUACCCCGGGCUCAUGGUGACCAGUGGCGUCAUCUAUCACGUUCUCCGAUUCCUUACCAUACCCGUCGACAUUCGCAACAUUUGUGUCUUACUGGCACCCGCUUUCUCUGGGUUGACAGCAUUCGCCAUGUACCUCUUGACCAACGAGAUGUCUUCAUCCCCCUCCGCAGGUCUUCUUGCAGCUGCUUUCAUGGGCAUCACCCCUGGAUAUAUCUCUCGUUCAGUGGCAGGUAGUUACGAUAACGAGGCGAUUGCCAUUUUCCUCCUCGUUUUCACCUUCUUCUUGUGGAUCAAGGCACUUAAGAUCGGUUCUAUCAUGUGGGGAGCCUUGACUGCUCUAUUCUACGGCUACAUGGUGUCCGCCUGGGGCGGGUACGUCUUCAUUACUAACUUGAUCCCACUGCAUGUCUUUGUUCUUCUUUGCAUGGGGAGAUAUAGUUCCAGACUUUAUAUCAGCUACACCACGUGGUAUGCUCUCGGAACCCUAGCCAGUAUGCAGAUUCCUUUCGUUGGAUUCCUGCCAAUCCGUAACAGUGACCACAUGUCUGCCCUCGGUGUCUUCGGUCUCGUUCAACUAGUGGCUUUUGCGGAGUUUGUGCGCGGGUUUAUUCCUGGCAAACAAUUCCAGAGGCUUCUAACUGCUUCGAUUAUUCUGACAACUGGUGUCGCCUUCGCUGGUCUUAUUAUCUUGAGCAUGUCCGGGAUUAUUGCACCAUGGAGUGGUCGUUUCUACUCGCUAUGGGAUACCGGCUAUGCUAAGAUCCACAUUCCAAUUAUUGCUUCAGUUUCAGAGCAUCAGCCCACCGCUUGGCCAUCGUUCUUUUUCGACCUCAACUUGCUCAUCUGGCUCUUCCCUGCAGGUGUUUACAUUUGUUUCCGGGAUCUCAAGGAUGAGCACGUGUUUGUUAUUAUCUACUCCGUCCUUGCGAGCUAUUUCGCCGGUGUCAUGGUCCGACUGAUGUUGACCUUAACCCCCAUUGUGUGUGUUGCGGCCGCCUUGGUCCUCUCAUACAUUCUCGACACGUACUUGAAGACUUCAUCUGGCCCGGUUACGCGGGGAAGGGAGAGCGAGGGUUCUUCCUCGGAAGGACUCCGCUCUGCUAGGUCCCCUGAAGUUGGCAUCAGCUCUUAUUUCUCGAAAGCUGUGACAACAUCCGCUGCCAUUGUAUAUCUUCUCUUGUUCGUUGCGCAUUGUACAUGGGUGACGUCGAACGCAUAUUCAUCGCCAUCUGUGGUUCUCGCUAGCCGGAUGCCAGACGGAAGUCAAUUUAUAAUCGAUGAUUAUCGAGAAGCAUACUACUGGCUUCGUCAAAACACACCAGCGAACUCCAAAAUCAUGUCUUGGUGGGAUUACGGCUAUCAGAUUGGGGGCAUGGCAGAUCGCCCAACGCUUGUGGACAACAACACGUGGAACAACACCCACAUUGCCACUGUUGGAAAGGCCAUGAGCUCGCGCGAAGAAGUCAGUUACCCAAUCCUUCGCCAGCAUGAUGUUGACUACGUGCUCGUUGUUUUUGGUGGGUUGCUUGGGUACUCUGGAGAUGAUAUCAACAAAUUCCUUUGGAUGGUCCGUAUUGCGGAAGGUAUCUGGCCGGACGAGGUUAAGGAGCGGAAUUUCUUCACUCAAAGGGGGGAGUACCGCGUGGAUGAUCUUGCCACCCCGGCUAUGCGCAACAGUUUGAUGUACAAAAUGUCGUACUACAACUUCAACAAGCUGUUCCCUAUGGGCCAGGCUACUGACCGUGUUCGCGGGGCCAAACUCCCCGCCGAAAGCCCUCAGCUGUCGACUUUGGAAGAAGCCUUCACCAGUGAAAACUGGAUUAUCCGUAUCUUUAAGGUCAAGGACCUUGACAACUUGGGCCGAGACCACAGCAACGCCGUCGCCUUUGACCGGGGAAAUAAGCGCAAGAAGGCGACUAAGAAGAAGGGACCUCGUGUUUUGAGGUCUGAGUAA